AUUGUCAUAUAUACUACUAUAAGAAUGUGAAGGACACUCGAUAGUUAUCAUAUGACUAUAGUUUAUCUCUCAUGGGGUGUUCUGAUCGGGUGUUCUGUAAGUUCGUUUUAGUAGUAUACUUGACAUAUGCGUAAAAAUCGUUAAACAAUUGCGUGGCUGUGAAUAUAGAACCGUUUAUACUACACUGCAAACGGCUACGUGGUGUUACUGACGAGUUAGAUUGUGAUUAUAAAGUGAAACCUUACUGAUAUAAAACAAACAGGAUUCAACUAAUAUAUUAUCAGGGAGGCCAAGCAACAAAAUGGAGUUUACUACACACAGGAACACAACCGACUCGGCCGAGUCUCUGUAUGAUAGUGCUGAAGACCUGACGUCUGACACGUCUGAUGCUGGGGAGAAUGGCCAUCAAAGUCCAAAUAACACAACUGUGCCAGACGGAAACAGAAAUGUACCAGUAGGAGAACGAUCUAUAGAAGACGUCAACAGAAAAAUCUUUGAAUUAUUUGCCAAGCCAUAUUUGGAUCGUCAAACGGAUUCACAAGACGGAGUACUGGCGAUCAUUGAAAAUAUCAUUUCAUUUGGUGUGCAAAUGCUUGGGGAAAGAGUAAAAUCAUAUGCCGAAAAAGCAUAUAAUCUGAGUAAAGAUGUUGGCGUCCAUGGCCAGGAUAUAGAGAACAUGCUCCGUUUUUAUGAAGACUCACUAAUGCAGGGAUUCAGACAAAUGGAUGUUCAGGUUCCUCAUCAGCUUGAAUACCCAUCAUUCAAUGUUGGUUCACACUCCACAAGGCACCAGCAUGUCAUCCGGGAUUGCUACCACGUUCUUCGCAGGGAUCUCAUGCUGGAUCGUACGAUGCUGCUGGACCAGCUGAUAGAAGAUGACCUCAUGUCUGCCACUGAUGCUUCGAGCAUGCGAAAAGACAGAAGGCGGAACGAACGCUUCCUUCAUUUUUUAAAUGGAAGAAUAACGACAGCGGCGUUUGAACAGAAAUUUCUUCCAGCUCUGAAAAAAGAACAUCCCGUUUUAGAGGAAACUCUGAGAAGAAGUUUCUCAAGUUCCAAAGGCAUUAACGUUCUUCAUAAAUGCUCUGUGUGUUACAUGAAAGACACAGUUGAACUUCGUGACAUUGCAGAGGACAUGCUAAGUAACGAUAUCAUUUCAAUGGCAGUGACAGAUGACAUGAGGAACGAUGCUCUAAGUCAUGACGAUAAAUGGAAACGGUUACAGGGACAUGUUAAAGACUUCAGUGCCUUUAAACACAGCCUAAAGAAGAAAUAUGCAAACGUGUACCAGCAGUUAAUGACCGAUGAAGCCAACUCAUUUCAGUGUUUGUGUCAGACAAGGACGGUGUUUGACUGGACACAUCCUGAUUCUGGAGACAUUUCGGACAAAGCAUCAGUUUUUACAGCUGAUGAUGCAGUACGGGGCGGACAAGGUAACUCAUUGUAUGAUCGUGUGGCCAAUCGUAUUUUCCCCUUACUUGCUCAAAGGUUUCAAGAAUAUUUCUACACUUUCAAGGAAAGCCCGGACUUCAAAAAAGCUGUUAAUAAGGAAAUGGGUUCCCAAUCUGGCAACGCGGUCUCCAGCUUUCCUUUGCAAGGUCCAACAUAUCCACAGUUCGCCUUCUCCCCAGCCCAGCCAGGAACAACCUUCACCACACCAAGGGGGACGUCAACUAUAGGGUAUCGCCACCCCUCCACGUAUGGAAGUUUGCCGGGUAACUCACAGCAAGGGCCAGGGACUAUUGGAUCACUGCAGUAUCCAAUGGGAUUUCCUGUUCCACCGCCGCCACCAUUCCAGUCACAGUUACCUGCACCACCCAUCUUCCGUUAUCUGGCGCCGCCACCACCAGCACAACCACCAAUGUUGUACAUGCCUCUUCAUGGAUCACACUUCAGAACCACCAUGGCUUCCCAAACAAACGAGCCAUCUCAACACACAGAAGAGAACGCGAUGCCAACAUUUGAAACCAUAGAAGAAGAGUCAAAUGAGGAGUUGGAUGUGGAUCUUCAAACACUGUCAGCCAAAGAGAGAUACCAGUAUUUAGGGAACAGACUGUACCCAAAGGUGAAGGACAUCACAUCUGCAAAUCCAGGGAAAAUAACAGGAAUGCUUUUGGAACUUGACACGGAGGCUAUUGAAAAAAUGAUGACAUCAGAGGAUGAACUCAGAUUAAAAGUUGAUGAAGCCGAACAGAUAUUACAGAAACAUCGUGACAAGGACAAGACCCAGUGACAUCAACCAGUCAUCGUCCUAUAUAGCAUCGUGUCCUGUGGUUUUGUGAUAUGAAGUCAACGCAUUUGGAAGCAGUUUUGUAGGUCGGUAACGGUACGAGAAUUAAGACAUCCGGCAUAUAUGGUUCUUGUUAGACCUAGUGAUAUGACAACGGAUCAAGGACUUGAUGGUCCAUCUCAACAUGUGACUUACAGCAAAUGAUACAUGAAGAAAUUAUCUUGACCUACUUGUGUCUUCUUGUGUCCUACUAUCGCCUGCAAUAUGCCAUCAAAUAUGUGAGUGAGGGAGUAUGGUUUUACGCCGCUUUUAGCAAUAUUCCAGCAAUAUCACGGCGGGAGACACAGAAAUGGGCUUCACACAUUGUACCCAUGUCGGGAAUCGAGCCCCCGGGUCUUCGACGUGAUGAGCGAAUGAUUUAACCACUAGGCUAGCCGAAUAUAUGUUUCACUAAGACCUUCCAAGAUUACAGGGUCAACAUAACUAUGUAACUGAAACCUGCCCCUUUUCAUAUUUCUACAUCAGGAUGUAUGUAUCGACAUGAGACAUGCGUGCUGACUCUCAUCCUACAGCUAUGAAUUGUCAUGUGCAUGAAGUAAAAUCAUGUCAAUCUGGGCAGCAUGGAAAUAUAGACUUUAAUAAAGUCAUGGUACGUCAAAUGAUCAGCAAAGAUUUGAAACCGUUAGAAGAUGAAGAUUAUGGGGCGAGUUGAAACGCAAAACCAUAAUACUGCAACAGCUGGCACAUCCACCUACAGUCGUUUUGUUAAAAGGUCUCAGUUUCUUAUCUCAGAUAUAUCACAACACAUCACAUUGUGAGAAGAAAGGCCAAAUGGCAAGGUGCUGAUCAUCGAAUCCUGGCAUGGACAGGGGAAGCAACCCUGCACAUGAAAUUGUGGUGGCUCAAACCAAUGGAGCACCUGUAAUCCCAAGUAUUUGUAGGACAUGACAACUUCUAAACAAGGGUUUUGGUUUGUUUGUUGUGUAACGCUGAACCCAGAAAUAUUCCAGCUAUAUGAAGGACAUAACAGGUAUCCAAUAGAUAUUCUAAAUACAGAGUAGGGUUUUUUCGAUUCUGAGAUUUCAAUUUGAGAUUUUGAAAUUAAGCUGAUAUUAAUUUGACAGAAAAUGUUUUUAAUCCUUGUCAAUGGGCAGACUCAAACACUGAUAAUACAAAUUAAAGGUUACAAAUGCAAGCUGUUCCUGCAAGUAGGGGCAAGGAAUAGGGGAGCCUUGAGGUACAUUUGGAACAGAACACAAGAUGUAAUACAUAACAUCAGCACACAAAACUGCUUCUUUUAGGGCGCUUCUUAUUAAUGGUCUUUUAGGUAAAAUUACAAAAUGUUAGGUCAAAUUCACAGUGUCACAAUGGGAGGUCUGCACUCAUAAGUGGAUGCAAGGUUUAGAAUUAAAUAACAAGGUUCCUCCUUUUCCUCUUAACGUGUUCUUAAUAGUCGACUAUCACAUUACAACACUACAGAAAACAAAUUGUCUAUAAUAUACAGCCAAACGUAUCGCAUAGAGAUGAUUCAAAUUCAGUUUGACAAUGCAUCCUACUCAUAACUGUAUUCUCAAGGUAACAGUCGUUAGUAAAAAUCCAGUCUGUAAAGAUACGCCCUCUUAUCAGCAUAUCAGUAUUGAUACUGCGGACUAUAAAUUCUAAAGACAACACGUAACACAUGAAUGUUUGCAGAUUGUUUUACUUCCAUGUCUCUGGGUCAUACAGACGAGAUCACAUGCAAUACUAGUAUAUGAUAUAUCGCCAAAUAACUUAUCACAUAGUAUGUAUACACACAACAAGUUACAUAGUCUGUACAGUCAACAGUUUCCUCACACAAGUACUUUACACAACAAAUAAGCAAAUCUAAAAUAUCAAUAACAUGAUGAAGCACAUGGAAUAUUAACUGUAUACAUUUGCUCUAAACAAAUACAUAUGUACAUUUUAGUACAAAUUGUUUUAAUU
Haliotis rufescens (red abalone) is the source of this 4192-nucleotide messenger RNA. RefSeq lists its product as uncharacterized. The transcript has 11 exons. Lineage: Eukaryota; Metazoa; Mollusca; Gastropoda; Lepetellida; Haliotidae. Gene Ontology annotation, molecular function: RNA binding. Bases 302 to 2233 code for a protein of 643 amino acids. The record is from RefSeq and is a predicted model, not a curated record.